This is a messenger RNA of Meloidogyne enterolobii, 389 nucleotides long. Lineage: Eukaryota; Metazoa; Nematoda; Chromadorea; Rhabditida; Meloidogynidae. The record is from the annotation of a GenBank genome assembly.
UUCUCCCAGGAAUGAAACAUACAAAGAAAAUGGUAAUGGUGCCAGAAAGCGAGUACCUUACACUUCUAAACAUGAUUAAAGGUGGUGAUUUCUUGCAAAAUGAGAAAGCGCAAGCUAACAUGGAAAUAAAAAAUACUUUGGAUGAUCCUAAGCUAUCAGAAGAUGUAAAAGCAAAAAAAUAUAACUGGUUAUAUAAGAAACGACGUCAGCUUAAACAUGAGUUGGAAAAUCGUCCUCAAAAAGUAAUUAUCGAUGAUAGUAAAGCAAACGCUCCGGAGGUUGCACCUUAUUUGCAGGAAGCCGCUACUACUACACCUAAAUCAAAGUUAAUUCCUAACAAAACCGUCCCCGUCAAAACAAACGAAACGAAGGAACAUAACACCUUUUAA